AUGGACGGGGAUACAUUUUCCUGGGGACGCCUCCCUUGCGAGAUUCAAUACGAGAUCGUUGGUCUUCUGCCAAGUCUUGGCGGGAGGUGCAGUCAGCUUUCAACCGUUUGCCAAGCCUGGCGAUCGAUCAUCGAGCCACGCAACUUUGCCGAGAUCAGCCUAACGGUACCGCGUCUUUCCAACCCAGACUUUCAAGCAAUCAUGUUGCGAAAGCAAAAACAGAUUCGAUAUAUCUGGUUUCGGGUGGAGCUAAGGGAAUACGAUUGCAGUCGAUGUGGUGUCAACGAUGACGACCUUGGGCUUAUGGAUGAUAUUGACUCCCAGUUCAUCAUAGAUGCAUUUCACAGCUUGUGUACUAUACUAGGCGCGUGGGAACCUCGUGGUGACUUGGUACUCGAUAUCAGCAUUUAUUCGCCUAGUGACAGCCACCACUGGUUCAAAUACCUGAGCUUCUGCCCCGACACUAACCAAGGGGCGUGCCCGUCUCUCCAUGAACACGAACGUCGAACAAGCCUGGUGAAUGACCCCCUUCAUGGCUGGUCUGCCGGUCAGCGAGUCACUGUUACGGUUGCAACCGCCCUCGAGUCUAUAUUUGAUGAUAUCAGGACUGACUGUCCCUUUGACGGGGAUGACUUUGAAAUGGAGUGGUGGCGGGGUCUUCCCCUCGUACCGGUCGUCGGCGUUGUGCUCCUUCGCCAACAGACUCGCCGGCGGUGGGGGCCAGUUGCGCUCUCGAAUAUGCUCACACGGUUCCCAAACAUGACGGAACUUUGUUAUGAGCCUUGGAGAGAGUGGUGCACUACAAAUGAGGAAGACACUAAUGAGCAAAUCCAGACACUGAUUCAAUCAUUUUACCCGACACAUUUACGCAAGCUAACGAUGUUCGAAAAUUUCAACGAGUAUUAUACAGAAGGAUACCACGAACAAACUCCAGAUGUUUUGAUUAGUAGGGUGCUAGAUCCGGCUGUAAGCCAGAAACUUGCCUACGCUAGUCUACACCUUACGAUUCUAUCUGCCUCCUUUAUGGUCGACGCUGACUACUUUUUCGCAGCGUGUAAAGCCUCGUGGACGUGGGAUAGUCUUACUUCGCUAGCGCUAACUUCGAGGGUCCUCACUAAUAGCAGCGAUGCGGACCCCUUGGAGAUUGACAGCAUGUUUAGAAACGCCGCUGCUGCAGCGUUCAAUAUGCCAAGGCUUGAUACGAUGGAGAUUUGGAACGGCAGUCGCGGUGUUGCAAUGCUCUUUCGGUACCAGAGGGCCCAGCAUGGGCACCCAGCUACCAUCACUAUACGAGGGACAUCAAGCCUUCAUCUAAGUGCUGCAACUACUCGAGCUUGGAAUACGGUCGUUCAUAAGCACAGCCAAAGCAGCUUAAUAGUCCAAUCUUCUUCUCUGAUUGAUCCCGAUAGGAUUCAAUGCCAUGGUGAUGCGAUCCGCGAACUACAACUUUUGAAUAAAGUUAUUCGGCCCAUCUCACUACGGCAAAUCAUUAGCGAACAUCGGUUUCGAGCAUAA
This is a messenger RNA of Cordyceps militaris CM01, 1515 nucleotides long. RefSeq lists its product as uncharacterized. Lineage: Eukaryota; Fungi; Ascomycota; Sordariomycetes; Hypocreales; Cordycipitaceae. The coding region runs from base 1 to 1515 and encodes 504 amino acids. The record is from RefSeq and is a predicted model, not a curated record. The transcript has 2 exons.